Molecule: messenger RNA, 1100 nt
Organism: Centropristis striata (black sea bass)
Lineage: Eukaryota; Metazoa; Chordata; Actinopteri; Perciformes; Serranidae
Product: glutathione S-transferase omega-1-like
Exons: 6
Coding region: 128-841 (237 amino acids)
Biological process (GO): glutathione metabolic process
Cellular component (GO): cytoplasm
Molecular function (GO): glutathione dehydrogenase (ascorbate) activity; glutathione transferase activity
Source: RefSeq, a predicted model, not a curated record
GCACAUAAAAUAAUUCAGCCUGAAGAUCGCUGAGAACAGUACGUACAGUCGAAUAACUACAGCUUCUUCUUUCAUUUACAGACCCUCUUGCAUUCGUGUCAAGACCACUUUCGCCACCUGAAGCAUCAUGUCUACUGAGAAGUGUUUUGCUGGAGGAAGUGCCGCCCCGGGUCGAGUCCCAGAAGGCAAAAUCAGAAUUUACAGCAUGAGAUUCUGCCCCUUCGCCCAGAGGGCCAGAUUGGUGCUGAGUGCCAAAGGGAUAAAGCAUGACACCAUCAACAUCAACCUGAAGAACAAACCGGACUGGUUCCUUGAGAAAAAUCCUCUUGGUCUUGUUCCAACACUGGAGACACCUGCUGGUGAGGUGAUAUACGAGUCUCCCAUCACCUGUGACUACCUGGAUGAAGCUUACCCUCAGAAGAAGCUGCUGCCUCCCUCUCCCUUUGGUAGGGCUCAGCAGAGGAUGAUGUUGGAGCAUUUUUCCAAGGUGGUACCAUACUUCUACAAGAUCGCAAAUGGGAGGAAGAACAGCGAGGAUGUCUCAGGACUGGAAGCUGAACUGAAAGAGAAGUUUGGCAAACUGAAUGGGGAGCUGGGUAAAAACAUGUUCUUUGCUGGUGAUUCCGUCACAAUGAUCGACUAUAUGAUGUGGCCAUGGUUUGAGAGGCUGGAGCUCUUUGGACUCAAAUGCUGCCUUGACAGCACACCUGAGCUGAAGAAGUGGACCGAGCGCAUGUUGGAGGACGAGGCAGUCAAAGCCACCAUGCACAGUGUGGAAACCCACAGGGCCUUCUACAAGACCUACGUAGAGGGGAACCCAGACUACGACUAUGGCCUGUAGAAAUCAAAACAAGUCCUCAAAACUUAAACCGUCCCAUUCAUUAUUCAUAUUUGUUUUGGUUAAGGUUAUUCUUGUGUUUUGUUGUUUUUCUACAUUGAUAUAAUAGCAAAAUACCCUUUAGCAAACAUCAUGUUGGGUUUACAUUAAAGGGACACAUAGGAGAGGAUUUUUUUACUUUGUGAUUAAUAAGAAGGAGGUACAAUCAGGUAAAUAUGAAUCAAGGUGUUUUACUAUUUUUAAUAAAGAUUUUUAAUGACUU